CAUACCUUUCUUUUGUUUUGAUUAUAUGGAGGAUAUGGUGUUAACGACAUGCGACCGAUUUGCGACCAAAGCGACUAAGAGACUUGCGAUUUGCGACUGAUGCGACAGGCGAUUUGCGACCGAUGCGACGAAGCAACUAGCGGUUUGCGACCGAUGCGACUAAGCGACGAGCAACUUUGGGGCUAGCCUAAUUACGAUUGUGGCCCUAAAGUAGCGCUUUUAUGAUUCGUUUUUGUCUUUUGGCGCCACAUUAACGCGUGUAGAGCUGGUCCUCUGCUUGGGAGUGGUAAAAUUGCAAGUUGUUUAGUCGCACAUUCGCUCAGUCGCCAAGUCGCGCACCGGUCGCAAGUCGCUAUUUGCUUAGUCGCAUCGGUCGCAAAUCGCAAGUCGCUUAGUCGCUUUGGUCGCAAAUCGGUCGCAUGUCGUUAACACCAUAUCCUCAUGGUUCGUCGUCGUCGCCGUCGGCUCCCUUCCCUUGCUGUCACUUUGAGUAAUCAAGCUUUGAGAAAAACGGGAAGCUUUCUUUAUACGUUCUUGCGUUUUUAUUCCCCUGUGUUUAAAUUAAAAGUAUUAACUUGUACAAAAAACUGUUGUCUCCAAUGUCGGAUACGGAGCAACUUUAUUUACAUGAAAUCCAAUUGAUGAUGCAUGGGUGUGGAGAUUGUGCCAGACCUCUUCCCGCCACAGUCAAACUUGUGGCGAAUAUUGUUCAGCAGCAAGUCUUGAGCAUAGCGUGGCGUGCAGAGGAGCAAGCUACAAGAAGAGGUUCAAAGACUGUAAAUCCUAGGGACAUAAUUUUUCUGAUGAGGAAAAACCCUGACAAGCUGCGCCGGCUCUACAACUACUUGUCUGUGAAGGAAAUGAGAACCAAUUUCUCAGCACUGACAGCCAGUGAUGUGGUGGAGCCGACUGACGAUUCUGAGGGCGAUGUAACAAACCUUUUAGAUUCUGCUAGACGGAAUCGUCAAGCAAAUCUAAGAGAGAUGUUCACAGAGGUUGAUGUCAGUGGUGAACUUUUAGAGAGUUUAAAUAAUCCAAUGUCUGACCCCAUUAGACAAAAGAGGAAUCAAAGAGCAGAUAGUAUAUCUUUGAGUCUAGAUCCUGCAGGAUAUGUAGAGUUUAGUAAUGCUCGCAGAGCAGCAUUUGUCAACAGCAAGUUAACACAUCAACGUUUUCUUGAGUGGCUAUCUCUUGCAAUUGAUACAAGUCCAGGUUUAAUAGGAGAACCUUUUAUUUCUUCACCUCCACGGAUGAACAGUGCUGCAAUUGAUAUUUUAGCAUAUCUAGCCAAGGAGACAGUAGCAAUGCUCAUUGACUUUGCAAUUCUCGUAAGGCAAGAUUCUUGCGGAACUGUUCCAGGAGGUCCCUUACGGCCUCUAACAUUAAGACCCCCUUCAAGUACUAGUGCAUCCUCUGGGUUGGAGCGGUUACCAAUAUCACCUGCAGAGAUUCGAGAAGCCCUUCGUCGUUAUUUUUCUCCUUUAUUAACUCAGUCAGCGGGAUUGGUUCGGACAGGGCCACCUCUGGCGAGCCAAAUAAUUGCUUGCUGAAAACUAAAUUUCAUUUUAUAAUUGUAGAUGGACAUGGAAUACAACAACUUUUAAAUGUUUUUAUCACAUUUGUA
This is a messenger RNA of Frankliniella occidentalis (western flower thrips), 1624 nucleotides long. It is a transcript of the gene Spt3, whose product is annotated as transcription initiation protein SPT3 homolog. The record is from RefSeq and is a predicted model, not a curated record. NCBI's taxonomy places the organism in Eukaryota, Metazoa, Arthropoda, Insecta, Thysanoptera, Thripidae. The coding region runs from base 600 to 1550 and encodes 316 amino acids. Gene Ontology annotation, molecular function: protein heterodimerization activity; transcription coactivator activity. Gene Ontology annotation, biological process: transcription by RNA polymerase II. The transcript has 5 exons.